This is a messenger RNA of Triticum dicoccoides, 2507 nucleotides long. RefSeq lists its product as uncharacterized. The record is from RefSeq and is a predicted model, not a curated record. The coding region runs from base 1131 to 1436 and encodes 101 amino acids. The transcript is spliced from 5 exons. Lineage: Eukaryota; Viridiplantae; Streptophyta; Magnoliopsida; Poales; Poaceae.
GACCGCAUAAUGGAGAAAAAAAAGCAUGGCCGCCGCCGCCGCUUCGGACUCAAGGGUGCAGAGCCCGAUGGCUCCGUCGAGGGCUGCGGGGAGAAGGGGAGCAGCUUCCUGCCGGGGCAGCCGAUCUGGGAGGACGCUGGCGGUGGCGCUGGGGUAGGCAACGGGAGAAGGACGCCGACUCGCGGUCCCGCACCUGCUGCUUCGCGGUCAUCGACCACGGCGUCGCGCACGAGAAGCCGCCGCUCGACGCCGUCAAGUCUCACCCCCGAGCACUAGCGUCGUGAUCCGCGCGGAGAGCCCAGCCGUCGAGCAAGAUCCCCUCGGCGGCUUCCUGCUCCUCGCCGGCGAGGUCCUCGGACGAGCAACCAAGUCCAGGUGAGAUUCUCUCCCUUCUCUCUUCUGCGCGUCCCUUCCUCUGUCCGGAGUCGAUUUAAGGCGUGAGGUAGAGAUGCAGCUCCGUAUUCAUCUUCAUUCUUUUUGCUUGCUACUUUUAUGGCUCCACAAAGAGUACAACUGUACAAGAAGCCCAAGCGCACAAAUUCUUCUGCUUCAUCUCAAUUUUGAGCUGUUUAUUUUCAUAUAGAUCACUUAUUUGAGCAGAGAUAUGACAAUUUUCGCACUGGAAAAUGCUGUAAUCUCAUGCAAACUUGAGGAAUCAUGUAUAUGCAGAAAAAUAUCACUGUUUGCUUUUUUAAAUUUCAGAGUGCACUAUUUGUGUAAUGUAUGCGCCCCCAUAAACUGCAGCUACAUUUAAAUUUUAUCUGGCCACAAUUGUGAGGAAGUUUAGGGUAAUGAACAAACAAAAAAAAAUUACGCAGUCUUCAAUAAGCAGGAAUACUUCUGAAAAAUUGUACAUUCGGAAAAAGAAACAAUUUUAAUCAUGCAGCUUGCCAUGCUUUCUUGCAGGACGGACACGCCCUUUAGGGUUAUUAAUCGUAUUUUUUAUCGCUCAACAGAGCUUGUGCACAUCGCCAGGAUUUGAGUAUUCAGAAGCCCAUAAAUAGAGGCACUAUUUGAACUCAGUUUUGUCAUGGUUUACAGUCAGGGAACUAUCAUGGAUGAAAUGGUGCCAAUACACUGAAUUAACAAGUUCAGGCACAAACUGAAAGAAUGCUUCAUCUAGCGAUUGCAUGUUUCCCUUAUCGAUGCUAGCGGCCGUCAACACCGAAGACCAGCAAGAUGGACAGGACGUCGGUCCCGGGGGACACGAUCGACUACGUGAAGGAGCUGUUGGAGAGGAUACAACGGCUGCAGUUGGAGUUAUAGGAGUCACGCUGCUGUGGGUAUGGCUGCCGGGUGUGUUCCAGCAGCAGAAUCCCAACGAGAUGCUGGCCAGGAAAAGCUCCAAGGCUAUUAGACAUGCUCAUUUGAAGAUUGAGUUAUCAAUAUCAAUUAUGGUUACCUAUCGGCGUCUAAUCAGGUCUGCAAGGUUAUGAUGCUGUCCCUUGGAAAGAAAAUUCAAAAUCCGUAUCCACAAUGUUCCAGGCAUUAAGGUGAACAUGUACAGAGCAUUUUUCUGAAUUUGUAUGUAUAGAAGUGUUUCUCAUCAAGUUCCGUCGGUAAGGUGUUCGUAUUUAUUUAUACCACAGCUCUAUUGUAGUAGAUAUACAUGUCAAUAUUUUGAGCCUACUUAUGGAGACUACCUUCUAUAUGUGGUACAAGUUAAUUCAAUCUAGCUCAGCCAUCGUAGGCAUUCUGGCAGGUGUGUUGUUCGGAGGAGGGGCCAGAUGUCCUAAACAGGAGAUGAGAGUGAAAUACUUCGAUAUUUAUCACAUUAUUUUUCAGCUGAUCGCUAAUUUCCGGGACCGAGUUUUAAGCUUUGCAUUGAUCUCUAUUUGGUUUGCUGCACUUACGUCAUCUACAAUUUGCAGAUAUUCUCACAGUUUUUUGUGUUAUGAUUAGGAGUAGGGUCUUGGGAAGCAUACAAGUGUCCUGAAGUAAGCAUUGUGCACAGGCCGUUCAGGGUACCACACUACUAUUUUGCUUGCAUGUUCAUACGAGUAUUGAUGAAUGAAAUAUAGCUUCAAGAGUGCCUCUUCUAUAAACAGAAUAUCAAAUUGAUUGUUUAAUGUGCUCCUCUGUAAUUAGAAAGUUAAUCAAGUGUUAGCUAAAUGUUUGCAUUGUAAAGUGUACUUACCCUUUCUUCUUUUGAUAAUGGGCUGCAAACAUUUCCAAUUUUGAUUUCCUUCUAUUUUGAGAAUUUUCCUCAUCAAAUGCACUCUAUUUUUCUCUAUGUAGAUUAAUCUACCAUGAACUCUCUUAUGAGAUUAUUCUAUUUAGUAUUGACCAACAGAUAAGUCAUGGUUGAUCUUUAUGGAAUCAUUACUAAGUUUUAUCCAUUACAUGAAGAGGUUGAUGAUCUCUUCCUAUCCGUGAAGCAAAUUACUUCCUCCGUAAAAGUAAUAUAAGAGAGCUUGGCAGUUUUGUCUCGACUAGCUACUAUCACUGUGUACCGUAGUACCAUAGAUUUCUUAUGCAUGUACCGACAAGAUAACGAAAAUCAAGUC